This is a messenger RNA of Funneliformis caledonium, 363 nucleotides long. NCBI's taxonomy places the organism in Eukaryota, Fungi, Glomeromycota, Glomeromycetes, Glomerales, Glomeraceae. The record is from the annotation of a GenBank genome assembly.
AUGGAUUUUUUUGCUGGGGUGGCAAAUACUACAGCAGCUAUUAUACAAUCAAGAUGUGGAACACUUAAUUCUAAUGAUGAUCUAACAAUUGCUCAAACUGUCGAUGUUGUUCUUUCGUUUACUCAAAGUGUGUUUGGGAAGGUACAUAUCGAACAGAUUCUAGUAGACUCAGCUCUCACCUUAGGAACGAGUAGUCUAGCCGGCACCUUUGAGGACAAUGUGCCCAGAGGACGAUUCUUACAUGUAGACAAUUUGUCCAGGCGAAAUUCUGUCUCGGAGGCAUUUUUGGCCAAAGGGCAAAUUGGACAAUUCGAUCUACAAGGUCUGAUUAAAUUUGACAACAUAAUUCUUAUUACAAUAUGA